AUGAGAAAAGAAAAUAAUCCUUUGUUUGAUAACGGAGAACAAGCACCAUUAAAAGCCUUAAUUUUUGAUUUGCUUUAUAAUCAAUACCGGGGAGUAAUUAUUUAUGUUCGCAUCUUUGAAGGAGAAUUAAGAGUUAAGCAAAAAAUUAAAUUAUUUAGUAAUCAAAAAAUCUACCAAGUAGAAAAAGUAGGAGUAAAAACCCCCCAAGAAGUAGAAAAAAACUGCUUAAUAACUGAUACCCAAGUUGGAGAUACUAUUGUUGAUGUCAAUGCUGAAAAUCCAACUCCUUUGCCUGGUUAUCAAAAAUUAAAGCCUAACAUUUAUUCUAAUCUUUAUCCGGACGAUAGUUCUGAAUUUAAUGAAUUUAAAAAAGCUCUUUUAGAAUUACAAUUACAAGACAGUUCCUUAACUUUAGAAAACAUUGAAUCAAAUAUUUUAGGACCUGGCUAUUGCUGUGGUUUUUUGGGACUGCUCCACCGAGAAAUAGUUCAAGAAAGAAUUAGACAAGAAUACGAUUUAGAAUUAAUUUUGACUGCUCCGACAGUUAAUUAUCGCCUAGUUUUGAGUAAUGGAAAAACAAUGGAAGCCGCUAACCCUCAAAAAAUGCCUGAAUGA
This is a messenger RNA of Entrophospora sp. SA101, 615 nucleotides long. The record is from the annotation of a GenBank genome assembly. NCBI's taxonomy places the organism in Eukaryota, Fungi, Glomeromycota, Glomeromycetes, Entrophosporales, Entrophosporaceae.